CCCUCCCAUAACCACCACCUCCACUUCACCAAUCUCUUAUCUCUUUACCUUAGCUUCCAUCUCUCUCUUGUCCGAGACAACCAUUUGUCUCAAAACUUUCGAAAUGGCCAUUAGAAUAUCAAACAAACUUCCUCAAACCGCAGUUAUCAAGCAAAUCCUCAAAAGAUGUUCGAGCUUGGGAAAGAAGCAUGGCUACGACGAGGAUAGCUUUCCCCUAGACGUCCCAAAGGGCCAUUUUGCUGUCUAUGUUGGUGAAAAUAGAAGCAGGUAUAUUGUCCCAAUCUCAUUCUUGAGUCACCCUGAGUUCCAGUGCCUCCUCCACCAAGCUGAAGAAGAAUUCGGCUUCGAUCAAGAUAUGGGUCUUACCAUUCCCUGCGAAGAAGUCGUUUUCCGCUCUCUAACUUCCAUGCUUAGAUGAAAGAAGAUCAACUAGUACUUGAUGGGUUUUCUUGGAGAAGAUGGCUAAGAUGAAGCAGGAAAACUUUCUUCUUCUCUUUUUUUUUACAUCUCUCUCCAUUUCUCGUUCAUGUUCUUUCUUUUUUUGGCCUUCAUUUUUUGUUAGGAAGCCAUUUGGUUUUCUAUGUUCGAUGACUCUAACGUAUGAAGAUGUAUAAAGGUUGAGAUUUUCCUCACAGAGGUGGGUGUUACGCCCUGUGAGAUGAGUUUAAUGGAAGCAAGGGUGAUAAUUUGCCUGUUUAACGUUUCAAA
Molecule: messenger RNA, 708 nt
Organism: Juglans regia (Persian walnut)
Lineage: Eukaryota; Viridiplantae; Streptophyta; Magnoliopsida; Fagales; Juglandaceae
Product: auxin-responsive protein SAUR50-like
Exons: 1
Coding region: 104-418 (104 amino acids)
Biological process (GO): response to auxin
Source: RefSeq, a predicted model, not a curated record